Messenger RNA from Trichobilharzia regenti, 1561 nucleotides. The record is from the annotation of a GenBank genome assembly. NCBI's taxonomy places the organism in Eukaryota, Metazoa, Platyhelminthes, Trematoda, Strigeidida, Schistosomatidae.
AUGGGUGAUCUCGGUGGUGAUUUCAAACCUGACGAUGUACACUCUCCUAAUGACUGGGAACAUGUUAACCUGGGAUCCGAAGAGAGGAAUAAAAAGUUUCUGAGAUUGAUGGGUGGAAAGCCUGACCGUACACACAAGGGGAAAAUUGUGAUAGGGGAAGAUGUAGAAAGUGUCCACAAAGGAACCAAGGAUCCAUCUGUAAUAAACUUGGAGUUGGAGAAUCAGUUCCGUAAGAGUCUGGAGAAAUCUGACCCGUUCAACCGUCAUGCUGGUCUAGGCUGCCAGCGAAAGACUCAGUAUAUCUAUGUUAUAACUAAAAAGCUCAACAAUUUUGACCACAUGACGCCUAAUGACUUUGCAAAGUCUACACUCCCACUAGUGUCUUGUAUUUUUAUGUACCAGUAACACGGGCUCUGUUUGUGUGUGUGCCAAUUGUGUGACAUGUUCUAUUCUCCUGUUAGAUUAGUCUGUCUUAAAACAUGCACAUAUAAGAACAGAGAAUGAUCUUAUUGUUUUCUGACUGUCGUUAAAUACUGGGAAAUUAGCGUCUGCUUGCCGAUUCGACCGAUAGAUAAUCUUAUUGCCUGUCUGUCAUGUGGUGAAUGAGUCUGCUUCAUUGUUUCGCAUGUUGAAGAUGCAACAUUUGAGUUGUACUUCACCCCGUUUUAAUUUCAGGUAGAUUUAAACCAACAGUAAUCUUGGAAACGGAGUAUUUAAACUAAUCGGCAUUUUGAACAUGUUAGAAGGUGCUUUUCUGUGAUGUUCUUCCCCAGUGGGAGGUCUUCUCAAUCAGUAUUUGUUAAUUGGGGUUUGUGCAGUGACAAUGUUUCGUAUAAGUAGUUAGUUAUGGAAUCUGUAGUUAUUUUACACAUUUAAUAGAAGAUGCGUUUGGUUACUAUGCUAUAACUGAAGGUGGCAUUUAUUGACUUGGACGACUGACUUCAGUGAGUAUGUCAAUGGCUGAUAUGAUUAUGAGCAGUAAAUUGUGCUCGAAACGUCAUUAGUUAGUAUUACUGUAUAACACUGUGUGGUGUGUCGAAAUAAAAUCUUACCUAUAAUGGGGCUGAAAAUGAACUUCAUUGAGAGGGAGGGUUGGGGCGGUCGAUGAAAUUAUGAAGUUGCACCAAUUGAAAUGGGUAGGACAUAUUCCAAGCUGGCACCUUCGAUGGACAAAGUUAGCUGACUUAGGAUUAGGUUAGGGAAGGGUUAUAUGUGGUCAGAACAAGACGUGUAAUCAGUCCGUGAAGAUGUAGACUGCUCGGUUGGAAUCCCUAAGAUGCUGAGAACAUAUGGCUAGAGAGUGUUAGUGAUAUGGCGCAAAACUGUCCUCAUUGGUGUAGAAGUAUCCAUUCUUUGUAAUCUCACAGAUCCACUAAAUCCUAAUGUUACCCACGUUACCAUUCUUUCUCCCAUAAAAUUCUGCCCACUGUAGUUCUUAUGAAUUUAUUUCUUCUACUUUUGUGUACUAGGUGGAUUAUGGCAACUUACAGUGUUUUAUUUUUGUUCAGAGUUCUACUUUGAAAGUCAGUCAAUUCACUAGUGAGUGACUCAUAAAACUGGG